AUGGCACAACAUUCCGACAUUGCACGGUCGGCAAUCAUGUCGUCCGCCACUUCAGAUCCUGCAGUCCUGGGGGAUCAGAGGAUUAUGAACCAACGACCCAACGGCAUCAGCUCAACUGGAGCUGGGCUUGGCUCGGGUAAAGAAGGAGCAACUCUGACUCCCCCGAAAACUGUGGUCGGAAGAGCGCUAGGAAAUGACUUGCAUUCCGAUGCCCACAAAGCCUCACAGGCGCCCAAGGGCGGAGUCGGAACUGCCCUGACUGACACUCCGAUUUCUACCGCACCCCCGUCCCCACAGAUAUCGGGUCGUACACAUCCCGGAACCCCGAGUAGCAGAGUCCGAGCUACCACCCUUGAUAUUCCCGGUUUGACCAAGUCCAAGGUCUCUCCCGAUGGCCGAAUUGCCUCUCGCGAUGUUGGCGCAAAGCUGGUCAUCGUCAUGGUCGGGCUUCCCGCUCGAGGCAAGAGUUACAUCACUAAAAAACUCGCCCGUUACCUGAACUGGCUUCAGCACGACACUCACAUCUUCAACGUCGGUGCACGCCGUCGUGUCGCCGCUGGCAAGUCUCCCACCCCGGCCACUCCUCGGGGCUCUGAAAAGGCCCCAAAGAAUGUCCACAGGGACCUAAUCGACUCGGUGCGCCGCUUGAGUGUCAGCGUCGGAAAGAAUAAUCAAGGCGAAACUUCGCCACCAGAAGAAUCACCUCUUCCGCCGCCAGUUGUUCCAACUAAGAUCCUCGUGAACGGCAAGGAUUCUGAACCUUCCCACUCAACGAAUGGAGGGUCCAUGGUGCCACCAAUCGACUUGGGCCCCGGCCCGCUCAUCCCAGACGAGGCCGUCACCGAAUCUUCUGAGCCAAUGGACCAGACUGCGAGUUUCUUCGAUCCCCAGAAUGCAAAUGCGGUGAAGCUUCGAGAGCGCGUCGCCCUCGACACCCUUGAUGAACUGCUUGACUACAUCCUGGAUGAAGGUGGCAGUGUUGGUAUCCUCGAUGCAACUAACAGUACUAUGGAGCGUCGCAAGGCUGUCGUUGAUCAUAUUCGCAAACGUGCUGGCCCCGAGUUGAAUAUUUUGUUCCUUGAAAGCAGCUGUGUGGACCAAACCUUGCUGGAGGCCAACAUGCGCCUCAAGCUUUCUGGGCCCGACUACAAGGGCCAAGACCCCGAAAAGGCUCUAGCGGAUUUCAAAAAGCGUGUGGCUCUCUAUGAGAAGUCUUAUAUCCCCUUGGGUGAAUAUGAAGAGAAAAUGGGCAUGGCUUUCAUUCAAAUGAUCGAUGUUGGUCGCAAAGUUGUCGCGCAUCAAACCCAUGGUUUCCUCUCGUCACAGGUUGUCUACUAUCUGCUUAACUUCAACCUCUCCCCACGCCAGAUCUGGAUCACUCGACACGGAGAGAGCUUGGACGACCAGGCCGGUCGUAUUGGUGGAGAUUCUGGUCUCAGCGAGAAUGGCCAGCGGUACGCUAAGGCCAUGGCUCGAUUCAUCAAUGCCCAGCGGGAGACAUGGGAACUGUACCAGCGCCAAAAGGACUUGCUCAAGCACUUUCCUCCUCGCCCAGGUGACAGCACUCCCCCUAACCCAUCCUAUAUUCCUCAUGAUCAGCCGCGCAAUUUCUGUGUGUGGUCGUCAAUGAUGGCGCGGGCUGUUGAAACAGUCGACUACUUCAAUGAAGAAGACUAUGAUGUCAAGCAAAUGCGUAUGCUUGACGAACUUCAUUCGGGAAGAAUGGAAGGCAUGACUUACAAGGAGAUCCAGGAGCAGUUCCCCGAGGAAUAUGCUCAUCGCAAGAAGGAUAAGCUCUUCUACCGAUACCCCGGACCUGGCGGAGAAGGUUACCUAGACAUUAUCAACCGUCUUCGGGCUGUCAUCGUCGAGGUGGAGCGUACUACUGAUCACGUCCUGCUGGUUAGCCAUCGGUCCACCGCCCGUGUUCUUCUCUCCUACUUCCAGGGACUUCAACGUGACCAGGUCGCCAACCUGGACGUUGAGAUGGGAGUGCUCUACAUGUUAGAGCCCAAGCCCUACGGAGUUGACUUCCGGGCUUAUCGAUACAAUCCAAAUAGCGAUUGGUUUGAUCUUGUUCCCAAUUACGAAUUGAAGCAGGUGAGCGGGCAGGAUCGACAGCCAAGCAUCUCAGGCUAA
Messenger RNA from Penicillium verhagenii, 2139 nucleotides. Its product is annotated as 6-phosphofructo-2-kinase PFK26. Lineage: Eukaryota; Fungi; Ascomycota; Eurotiomycetes; Eurotiales; Aspergillaceae. Gene Ontology annotation, biological process: fructose metabolic process; fructose 2,6-bisphosphate metabolic process. The transcript is spliced from 2 exons. The record is from RefSeq and is a predicted model, not a curated record. Gene Ontology annotation, molecular function: ATP binding; 6-phosphofructo-2-kinase activity. The coding region runs from base 1 to 2139 and encodes 712 amino acids. Gene Ontology annotation, cellular component: cytosol.